AUGUCGACGCCUGAAGAAACGGAAACUGCGAAGAUGACGGCAGCACAAACAAAGUUGGAAAUAAGAAGACUCGAAAUUCAAGCAGAGAAAGAGGAAAAAGAACGCCAAAUGAAUUUCGAAAGAGAAAGGAUGACGAUGGAAGUGGAAAGAGAAAAGAUGAGAAUGGACGCCGAAGAAAAGGAAAGAGAACAUCAAAGGGAAGUGGAAAGAGAAAAGAUAAGAAUGGACGCUGAAGAAAAGGAAAGAGAACAUCAAAGGAAAGUGAAAGAAUUGGAACUAGAGAUUGAAAAAGCAAAACUUCAAAAGGAACGGUGUGAGACAAAUUCUAACCCUGUGCCGUUUAGACUGAAACUUCAACCUUAUAAUCAUACUGAAAGUGAGGAUAUAGUGACAUUCUUAUCAGAGUUUACUGCUUUAUCAACACAGGCUGGAUGGACAGAAGAAGUAAAAAUGCUACAGCUGAGAUCCUUGUUAACAGGUGAGGCCAGAGAGGUAGCUAUUCAAGCACAUGGGUCAUUUGAAGAACUUUGUAAAGCCCUAAUGGACAGGUACGGGAAAAGGCCCUACCAAUAUUUCAAGCUAUUACAGACAGCCCAAAGGGAACCUAAGGAAACAUACAGAGGACUUAUGGCAAGAAUUGAACAAUAUCUUACUAGAUUUGUGGACUCAGUAGAGGAUGUCAUGGAAAAAUUCAAAGAGGAAUAUUUUCUUAGUGCAUUGCCAGUGUCACAAGCACAAUGGAUACGCCGUAACAAAGGGUCAAGCAGUGUGGUUGAAGCCGCAGAGGAUUAUAUUCUACCUGAACGGAAUAUAAACAAAUCAACGCAAGGUAAAAGUAUAAAUGGAAAAACUUUUACCUCUGAUCGGGACCAGAGAAAGGAGCAAUCGACAGAGCAAAUGAAAAGUGUGCAGUGUUACAAUUGUAACAAGUACGGGCACUUCGCGAGGAAAUGUCCAAAAAACAGAGAAGGUAAAAAUCUUGCAGGAUUUUUAGUGCGACAAUACACGGGAGGACUUAUCCAUGUCCCAGGAGAGGUCAAUGGCCGUGAUAUUAGUUUCGUGAAAGACACUGGGUCAGCGAUGACCUUGAUUAGGGAAGAUCUGGUGGACCCAAGUUGUGUAUUGGAGGGUCAGCGGGAGACGCUGUGUACAGCGACUGGACAGCCGUUUUCAGCCAAACUGGCUAUCGUUGAUAUGGACACGCCAUAUUAUAAGGGACAUGCUCAGGUCGGAUUAGUGCCUGACCUUGUCGCUGAAGCCCUGUUGGGGGUAGACAUCAUAGAGAGACAAUCAAAGGCUGUGAAUGUUGUUACGCGUGCACAACAUCGUAAUAACAUUGCUGAAGAAAGGCUAGCUGAGGACAAGGCAAAGGAAUGCCAUGUAAAAGUUGGAAUGGGCCCCGACACGGACCAAGUGGAUGCCAGUAAGGGAAGUGAUGUUGGACAGGCGAACGAUGUGGACCUGGACCAUGGCGAUGGCGUUGGUGAGGACAUUGACAACAUCAGUGAGACUGUAUCCCACAGCAAUGGGGAUGAUACAGUUAACAUCACAACAGAGGAACCGCUUGAACUUUCUGCUGUAAAUGCUGAAGUGCUUAGUAAGCUUCAGCAGGAAGAUCCAACUUUAGCCAACAUUCGGAGAAAAGCUGCAAGUUCAGAGGAAUCUGUGCUGGAAGAUAGGAAUGCCCUGUACUGGGAAAAUGGGAUUCUCCGUAGGAAAUGGGAGUCUAGUGAUGGAGCCCAACAUGGAGUCCAGGUAGUACUACCAGAGGCACUACGUCUCAAUAUCAUUAAAUUGGGACAUGAUAGACCACUUGCGGGACAUUUAGGGAUAGAAAAGACCAAAGAGCGUGUCGUUAAUUCGUUCUAUUGGCCAGGAAUUUUUAAGGACAUACAGGAAUACUGUAGUACUUGUAACGUAUGUCAAAAGACCGCCAGAAGACGUGGUGACGAGAAAGCUCCAUUAGGACAACCACCGAUCAUUAGUGAGCCAUUUUACAAAAUAUCUAUGGAUGUUGUUGGGCCACUGUCUCGAACAAAGAAGGGGAACAGGUUUAUUCUUACCGUUAUGGAUGACGCAACAAGGUACCCAGAGGCUUUUGCAUUAAAGAAUGUGGACGCAGAAACCAUAGCUAACACAUUGGUGGAACUGUUCAGUAGGGUAGGAGUGCCUCGUGUUAUUCUGACAGACCAGGGCACAAAUUUCACCUCAAAAAUGAUACAAGAACUCUACCGUGUGAUGGGAAUCAAGGGCAUAACCACAUCGCCAUAUCACCCACAGGCUAAUGGGAAGGUAGAAAGAUUUAACGCAACUCUCAAAGCUGUGUUAAAGAAACUCUGCACGUCAAAUCAGGAAGCCUGGGACGAGCUUUUGCCAUAUGCAUUGUUUGCAUAUAGGGAAGUACCCCAUGAGGAAACGGGAUUCUCACCAUUUGAGAUGCUAUAUGGAUGGCCGGUCAGAGGACCAUUACAGAUUUUAGAGCAAGCCAUGACAGGUGAAGGAGAGCUUAGAAAAUCUGUCAUUGACCAUGUUGUUCAGAUGAGAGAAAAGCUCGCAAUGGUUAGAGAAACAGUACAGGAAAACCUGACAAUCAAACGGCAAAAGAUCAAAGAGUGGUACGACAGAAGCGCCACAAAACGGGAACUUCGACCUGGGGACGAGGUUCUACUAUUACUACCAUCAGACACAUCAAAAAUGGUCGCCCAAUGGAAAGGACCAUAUAGGGUCAUAAGGAAAGUCAACGACGUCAACUAUGAGGUCAAUGUUGGAGGACGUCGUAAACGAGUUGUUUAUCAUAUCAACCUACUACGGAAGUACAAUAGAGCUGUCCAAAACGUCAUGUUUGUCGAAAAGGUUGACAUCGCCGAUUCUGAUUUUGACGGUUCUAAUUCAACAUUGGAGGUAACACUGGAUGUUACACUUGGCAAAAUGUUAGAUAAGUCACAGCGCCAAGAAAUCCGUCAGCUUUGUCAAGAAUACAGUGAUGUCAUAAAUCCUAAUCCAGGAAAAACAUUGUUAGUUACGCACAGCCUGAGGACAACGUGUGAGAAACCAAUCCGACAACAGCCAUACAGAAUUCCCCAAGCCAAAAAACAAGAGGUGAAGAAAAUGUUGGAUGAAAUGAUAGAGCGUGGUUAUAUAACACCUUCCUCAAGUCCAUACUCAUCUCCAAUAGUUUUGGUGGAAAAGAAGGAUACUACAACUCGGCUAUGUGUGGAUUACAGGAAACUCAACGACGUAACUGUAUGUGACGGGUACCCAAUACCCAGGGUGGACGAGAUAUUUGAAAAGCUAGGCAAAGCUCAAUACCUCAGCACUAUGGACCUAGCAAAGGGAUACUGGCAGAUACCUCUGUCUCCAGAUUCACAGGAAAAGUCAGCUUUCGUAACUGAAUUUGGACACUUCCAAUUCAAGGUAAUGCCUUUUGGUAUGAAAACAGCGCCUGCUACAUUUGCAAGAAUGAUGGACAGACUGUUAGCAGGAGUAGAACAUGUGGUCGCUUACUUUGAUGAUAUAGUG
Messenger RNA from Ylistrum balloti, 3519 nucleotides. RefSeq lists its product as uncharacterized. Gene Ontology annotation, biological process: DNA integration. NCBI's taxonomy places the organism in Eukaryota, Metazoa, Mollusca, Bivalvia, Pectinida, Pectinidae. The transcript has a single exon. The record is from RefSeq and is a predicted model, not a curated record. Gene Ontology annotation, molecular function: zinc ion binding; nucleic acid binding. The annotation marks the transcript as partial.